This is a messenger RNA of Momordica charantia (bitter melon), 398 nucleotides long. RefSeq names its product Eukaryotic aspartyl protease family protein. The record is from RefSeq and is a predicted model, not a curated record. Gene Ontology annotation, biological process: proteolysis. Lineage: Eukaryota; Viridiplantae; Streptophyta; Magnoliopsida; Cucurbitales; Cucurbitaceae. Gene Ontology annotation, molecular function: aspartic-type endopeptidase activity. Gene Ontology annotation, cellular component: extracellular region.
CGGGUGUCUGAUGCUGAUGAACGGUGGAGAUGAGGCAGAGCUGGCCGGUGGGCCCGGGGCCACGCUUGGGAAUUAUCAACAACAGGGUUUUGAGGUGGUUUAUGAUUUGGAAAAGAACCGGGUCGGGUUCGCCCGGCGACAGUGUUCUACGCUGUGGGAUAGUUUGAACCGGAGCUAGAGUGGACCGGGCCCACGAGUUGACUCAUCUUCUAAGGUCUACUACUGCAUAGUUUUGACUUGAGCAGACCGUCAACGGUCAACUCUUGGUGGGGUAAAUAAGGUAUUUUGAGGUUUGAAGGGGGGUUUAUUUGUAAAUUCGGAUCAGCACUUCACUUCUUGCUUCACCAUUACUCUAAAAGUUGAAAUUUUAUUUGUAUAUGAAGAGUGUUCAAAAUGCA